AUGAAAAUGGUGGAAGCGCGGGACGCAGUUUGACAGUUUAUUGUUUUUAGCAUAGUUCCUUUUUCCAACAUUGUUUUGAUGAUUUUUUCCGAAAGUCUGUAAAUUCUUGCAAAGUUAAAGUGACAACACAGCUACUGUCUGACCACGCUUCUCUUUUUCCUAGACCGUACAGCAUUAACCAACGAUGAAUUCUGCAGAGUCAAAGUUUUCCCACCUGCUACAGCCCAUUCUGGACCUCACCAAGAACUGGGAUGUUGAUCUGGCUGCCCAACUUGGGGAAUACCUAGAAGAGCUGGAUCAAAUGAUUAUCUCGUUUGAUGGAGGAAAGACAGUGAUGAACUUCGCUGAAGCAGCACUGUUAAUUCAAGGUUCUACAUGCAUCUUUGGCAGAAAGGUGGAACUACUUCACAGUUUGGUGUUUCAGACUUUGGACUGCAUUUCCAACAAAAAACAAAGGUCUGAUAAACAAGGCUUAGCAUCUAGGGAUGGUGUUACAGAUGGCACCGCUGCAGACAAUGAAAGAGAUUACUGUGAGUUUGAUGCAGUGGGGGUGGAGCCAAGCACUCAUCAUGUGGAGAUGAAAAGUGAUCCAACUGAGCCGGUGAGGAUUGUCCAGCUCCCUCCUGAAUCUCUGAUUUCUGCAGAUGCACUUGAAAAACAGGACUUUCCUCUCCUCAGUGUUAAGGGAGAGGUUCUUGGCAGCUAUAAGGAUUUUCACAUCAGCAACUUCAUGCUGGAUGCACUGGGCAUCAUUUGCCAGGAUGUAGGUUCCUCUGAUGUUCACAUUCUCAAAGACACAUCAGUAAUUCAUCCAGAAGGCAGGCCAGAUGAGAUUGUUGGUAAUGCUGGUGUUUAUUGUGAAAAUGGUGAUGGUGGCUAUGGUGGUGAGGAGAUUCUUCCCUUGAUGGACAAUGACAUGGAGGUGGAACCAGAGCCUGAGGAGCACGUGGAAAGACAGCAGAUAGAGGCACCCAGUGAGAGGAGAAUGCUAAGGGAGAGACCUGCAGUGCAGCCAGUUGCUGAGGAGCCCAAACAGCUGCAGGAGGCUAUGAAUCCUUGGAAAUGGCAUGACCCAUAUGAGAAUAUAGGCGAGAAUAAACCGCUAAACACAGGCAAAUGCUACAAUGUGCCUGCUGGGCUAGAAGAAUCAGGAAAAAGAAAACGGAAAGGUCCCUCCAAACUACAGGACUUUUGGGGCUGGUGUACUAGUGCUUACGAGAGCACAGACCGCAAGCUAAAGAAUGGGCCUUUUUAUCCUGAAUUUAAUUACAUCUACCUAAGCAAGAUGGGUCAGCGUCUGAAAGUGAGGAAGAAGGUCCUUAGGAAGACGGGUGUGUACGUGUCUGAUGAGGUGUUAAAAAGAACGUACUUGGAACCAGAGAAGCAAGAGGAGCAAGAUGAGGUGUUUCGACAUGGCGAAGAGGAUGGUGGGGACUUCUCAGAUCAUGAAAAUGAGAACUUGGUUGAUCAUGGACCUGAGGACAUUAACGGUGAACACGACCCAGUUUUUACUGAUUCGCAAAUGGGCCGGAUCAGUUAUGAGGACUUGGUCAAAAAGAGUGUGGAGCUGUUCUUAGCCAACUCACAGAAGUACAUUCAGGAAACAGCUCUGUCUCGCAGGGUAAAGGACUGGGAGAGUGAAAUCAACCCUCGGCUCAGGGCUCAGGAGGAACGUCUGGUUUUUGACAUCCAUGACUAUGGGGACAGGAUUGUAAAUGCUCUUGGUGCUAUUGGGGUGAAGCGAUCAUUUGCAUCUCUUGUUGAAGGCAUGGAAAACACAGAAGCCUGCAGAUACAUGCUAGCUUCUCUUCAGCUGGCCAACGACUACACAGUAGAGAUUGGUAGAAAAAGUGGACUUGAAGAGAGCAUAGAUACCAUGGAGCUAACAUUGCUGUCCAAACACAGGGUUCACGAACAGAUCAAGCAUUACAGCAACACGGCUGAGCAGGAUCUUCAGUGACCUUUCACAAGGCUUGGACCACUUUCUAAAUGACAGUAGUUUAACACUAAAAAAGACACAAUGUCUUUUAGACAAUGUGUCUUUUUUAAGUGGUCUAGUUUUGGAUGCAUUUAUGAAAUUGGUAAAUUCUAUACUUGUUGUAAAUUAGGCUUCCUGUUUAGUCCAGGGUUGGGUUAGAAGUUACUGUCCGGGAAAGAACAAUUCUAUGUCUGUAUCAUUCUGUCUGUCUGUCUGUCUGUCCAAUUUUAAUGUGCUGCCACUGUCUUUUUCUUAUGUCUUGCACAUUACUACUCUUUUUAUAGAUUUUUUUUUUUUACAGAGGACUGCCUCCUACCUACAUAAAGCAUCAUUUCUCAAGCUACAUUAGGUUUGAACUGAAAAAUGUAAUGUUUCUGUUAUCAUAAACAGACAAUUACCUUCAAA
This is a messenger RNA of Trichomycterus rosablanca, 2383 nucleotides long. RefSeq names its product non-SMC condensin II complex, subunit H2 (gene ncaph2). The coding region runs from base 185 to 1960 and encodes 591 amino acids. The record is from RefSeq and is a predicted model, not a curated record. Gene Ontology annotation, cellular component: nucleus; condensin complex. Lineage: Eukaryota; Metazoa; Chordata; Actinopteri; Siluriformes; Trichomycteridae. Gene Ontology annotation, biological process: mitotic sister chromatid separation; meiotic chromosome condensation. Gene Ontology annotation, molecular function: chromatin binding. The transcript has 20 exons.